Homalodisca vitripennis (glassy-winged sharpshooter) is the source of this 861-nucleotide messenger RNA. RefSeq lists its product as uncharacterized. The record is from RefSeq and is a predicted model, not a curated record. The transcript has a single exon. Bases 1 to 861 code for a protein of 286 amino acids. Lineage: Eukaryota; Metazoa; Arthropoda; Insecta; Hemiptera; Cicadellidae.
AUGCCUCCCCCGGAAAAACCCUCUACAGUGAAGACUAGAUCAAUGAGUGACAGUGACAUUUUGAAUUCAUUAAGUAGUCAACUGGAAAACCUUGUUAAGGAAAUGCGUGAGUUUCGUGAGGAAUCAAAGAAGGAAAUGCGUGAAUUUCGUGAGGAAUCAAAAGCCAUGGGAAAGUCGAUCGAAUCUACACAUGACAAGAUAGACGAAGUAAAGGUUUUAAUUAACGCUCAACGAGAAGAUAUUGACAAGUGCCUCGACGUGAUCGAUGUUCUCAAGGUGGAGAAUUCGCAGCUACAACGUGAGCUAGAGCAAGUUAAGAAGGAGCUCUGCGAUGUGCAACAAUAUUCGCGUAGAAACACGGUUGACAUACAAGGUGUGCCCGAGAAUAAAUCCGAGAAUGUGUUUGAAGUUGUAAAGGCGGUGGCAAAAGUUCUGCGGUUCGACCUCAAGCCAGAAAUAAUUGAUGCGUUGCACAGACCUGCGGGCGGUAGCGGCGCGUCGAGACCACGGGGCAUCAUUCUCAAGUUUGUUUGUCGCGGGGACUGUGAUGAACUGUUGCGGCUUGCGAAAGUCAAGCGUGGGUUUCCAGCAUCAGAACUCGACUUCUCAUCCGAAAACAAAGUAUUCGUGAACCCGUCACUUUCGAAGGCUUUCAGGGAACUACUCUACCACGCCAAGUGUACAGCGCGGGAGGGCCGAGUGAGGUUCGCCUGGUACAGUAACGGGAAGGUGUUGGUCCACAAGAGAGACGGUCAGCCGGCGAUCCAUAUAACUUCUAAGCAUCAACUGCAGGAUCUGCAACGUGGUGGGGGCUUCCUAAAAGCAGUAAUCUUCAUAAUUUAUUACGUGGUAUUUGUGUAA